Schistocerca serialis cubense is the source of this 1131-nucleotide messenger RNA. RefSeq lists its product as uncharacterized. NCBI's taxonomy places the organism in Eukaryota, Metazoa, Arthropoda, Insecta, Orthoptera, Acrididae. The record is from RefSeq and is a predicted model, not a curated record. The transcript has a single exon. Gene Ontology annotation, biological process: apoptotic DNA fragmentation. Gene Ontology annotation, cellular component: nucleus; mitochondrial inner membrane. Gene Ontology annotation, molecular function: metal ion binding; single-stranded DNA endonuclease activity; nucleic acid binding. The coding region runs from base 1 to 1131 and encodes 376 amino acids.
AUGCCCUCCCCACAGCCGCUGCUGCUGAAGCCCGGUGGCAGCAAAGACGUGCACGGCUUCGUCACGCCGGACGCCUCGGGGGUGAUCUCGCUCAGCCAGAACCAGCAGAUCAUCGUCGCGUGUCCCGGCAACAUCGUCCAGGCCACGAAACAGCCGCAAGCGACAGCCUCCUGUGUCUCCGGCUCCACUUUUUCCAUCAAUGGGAAGUCGUACAACUUCACUGAUCUCGCAUGCAACUCCAUGCCGAAGCCGUCGGAGCGGAUUCCGGCCCAAUCGUGCGGGAGCAGAGGACAGCACCAGGUGGUCCAGCUGGGCUUCCAGGUCGGCUCCGACUUCUACACGCUCAUCGACGCCUGCUUCGACAAUCGCUCCUACAGCACGGUGUACGACCACUUCACGAUGGUCGCCGAAAUAGGGGGCAAACAGAACGAUUCCAGCAGGCCCAAAUUGUUACGUGGCACCUUCUUCAGCAACAUUGACAUGGAGUAUUAUUACAAUAGAACCACCCAAGUCAACACGGUCGGCAGGCUGCUAGGGGACCCUAAGCUCGGGUCAAAGUACAUUUCUGAAAUAAACUCCACUUCUGCAAGGAAAAACUACUUCCUUUCCAAAGGACACCUCACUGCUAGGACUGAUUUCAGUCUCGUCGCGCAGAGGUACGUCACGUUCUUCUACAUGAACUUUGCGCCGCAGUGGCAAACAUUCAACGGUGGCAACUGGGGGACCAUGGAGAAGAAUGUACGUUCCUAUGCUGCGAGUAACGGAACCGAGCUGGAAAUCUACACGGGUACACACGGCAUCACAACGCUGCCCAGCAAGACGAAUUACCAGACGGAUUUGUUUCUUUGUAUUGACGGCGGCAACUACAUCCCAGUGCCGAAGCUCUUUUGGAAGAUUGUGUAUAAAGCGAUUACUAAGGCAGCUGUAGUGUUCCUGGGUGUAAACAACCCGUACAUUAAGAACCCUGGCUCUGACUACUACAUCUGCAAAAACGUAUGCCCAAAUAUCACCUGGAUAAAAUGGAAGCCCAAAAGCCAGAAGGAGGGCUACUCGUACUGCUGCGAAUAUGCAGACUUCGCGAAAUCUGUGGCCGACGCACCCAGCCUCAUCGUUACCUCUCUGCUUACGUAA